Messenger RNA from Wyeomyia smithii (pitcher-plant mosquito), 1723 nucleotides. RefSeq lists its product as uncharacterized. The record is from RefSeq and is a predicted model, not a curated record. NCBI's taxonomy places the organism in Eukaryota, Metazoa, Arthropoda, Insecta, Diptera, Culicidae. The coding region runs from base 69 to 1523 and encodes 484 amino acids. The transcript has 2 exons.
GAAUCCCGUUCGCAUAAUUUUCUACCUUCAGUCGUGCGAUAUUCGUCGGUUAAGAGCGAGGUUAAGCGAUGUCCGAAACUACACCGGUGCCCAUAAUGGCAAUGGAACCAACCUCCAUGGUUUCCUCGGAAAUUCUGCCCCCGGAGUGGGACGCACCGGAUGCGACAAGUGGGUCGUUCGAUCUGAAUCACGAUAGAGGUGUUCCCUCGGCUACCGGGUCUUUUGUGCUGACCGAAGAGGUUCCAAUAGUAUGUACGAACCAAGGAGAUGGAUCGUUCGUACUCAAGGAAGACGUUCCGAUUGUGGAUACAAAUCCUUUGGCCAUUCCAAGAUUCGUUUAUGAAUGCGUCGCCAGUAUUUCCCCAGAGCAGGGAUUUACUCCUGGCGUGUUUUCAAUUGUGAUUGACAGGAAUUCUGACUGCGAAGGGCUAAUUGGUGAGAUUCACAAAGCCAUCAUCAUGGAGGGCGAGCGAGAGUUAGUUCUACUCUGUAAGAUUCCCCCGUUGGAUCAGGUGCGGAGAUUACAGUUCAAUUCGGUUAACCUGUUCGCUCGAGAGAUAGACGUUUACGCCAAUCUGUUGCCAACAAUGUUCGAAUUUCAGCGACAGAAGGGAGUAACGGAUGAGUUGGACACCGGUUUCUUCAAUGUUCCCCGCUGUUUGUUAACGCGCUUCGAUAGUGCAAGCGAAGAAGCGCUGAUUCUAAUGGAGGAUUUGCGCACUCGGGAUUUCGUUCGAUGGAAUAAGCUGGAACCGGUCAACUACGAACACGCACGAAUGCUGAUGAUACAGUUGGGUCGCUUCCACGCGCUUUCGUUGGCGAUGAAAGAUCAACGGCCGGAUUUGUUCGAAGCGUGCAAGGUUCCCGAUCAAAUGGUUCCGGCUAUGCAGGAAAACGAACAACUGAUGGAGAUGUUUGGAGCUGCGCUUGAUUCUGCUAUUUCUAUCUUGGAUCCGGAGGAUGCCAAAGCCAGUUUUAAAAUGAACGGAUUGCGAAACGAUUUCCUAGCGGUAUUGGAAAGUUGUGUGGAUGCUGAACGGGCUGAACCCUAUGCCGUGUUGAAUCAUGGUGAUUGUUGGAUAAACAACCUUCUUUUCAAGUAUCGGGAUGGUGUACCACGAGAGGUUGUAUUGUUGGAUUGGCAGCUUGCUCGAUACGGAUCUCCAGCAUUGGACUUGUUGUACUUUUUGUUUUGUUGCACCGAUAAACCAUUCCGCGAUAACCAUUACGAUGAAAUGGUACGGAUCUACUACACAGCACUGAAGAAGCUACUGGAGGAACUGGGUAGCGAAGCGACGGAUGUCUUUCCGCUAACGGCACUGUUGAGACAGUUGAAAACGUUCGGCAAGUUUGCGGUUAUUAUGACGGCACUUGAUGUGCCCAUUUUGUGUACCGAUCCGGAAGACGUACACAACCAUGGCGAUGCGGCGGCUGCUUUCUCCUCCUCUACGGAGGCCCAGCAGCGAUACGCAGAUCGAAUGAACGGUGUGAUAAAGGAUGCAAUGAAAUACGGAUAUCUGUGAAGUUCUAGGAGCAGGAAGAGUCGGUGUUAACCUUUGAGCAAUUUUUGGCUACUAUCUGUCGGCGAUAUCUAAUCAGUAUUUUGGAUUUACGGUUACGACAUAGCUUUCCUCUGCUUUAGCGACAGAAUUAAAAUGAAAAUGAUAAGUAAAGCCUUCACGGAUGACUAAUACGUGGUAUUUGAUUUACUGAUUUUACUGAA